This is a messenger RNA of Aspergillus luchuensis, 708 nucleotides long. It is a transcript of the gene CPR2, whose product is annotated as peptidylprolyl isomerase. Gene Ontology annotation, biological process: protein peptidyl-prolyl isomerization; protein folding. The record is from RefSeq and is a predicted model, not a curated record. Gene Ontology annotation, molecular function: peptidyl-prolyl cis-trans isomerase activity. Gene Ontology annotation, cellular component: endoplasmic reticulum; fungal-type vacuole. Lineage: Eukaryota; Fungi; Ascomycota; Eurotiomycetes; Eurotiales; Aspergillaceae. The transcript is spliced from 5 exons. Bases 1 to 708 code for a protein of 235 amino acids.
AUGAACUUCAAGAACCUUUUCCUGUCUUUCUUCUUCGUCCUGGCGGUUGGACUUGCUCUUGUCCACGCCGAAGAGGCUCAGCCCCGGGGUCCCAAGAUCACCAGUAAGGUGUUCUUUGAUAUCGAGCACGGAGACAAGCCUCUGGGCAGAGUCGUGCUUGGCUUGUAUGGCAAGACUGUCCCUAAGACCGCUGAGAACUUCCGUGCUCUCGCUACUGGUGAGAAGGGGUUUGGCUAUGAAGGAUCUACCUUCCACCGUGUCAUCAAGGACUUCAUGAUCCAGGGUGGUGACUUCACUCGUGGCGAUGGUCAGUACUACAAGGAUCUUUAUGAUAUGUGUACAAUGCCCCCCUAUAUGCUGACACUUCAUACGAAAGGUACUGGUGGAAAGUCUAUCUACGGUGAGAAGUUCGCCGAUGAGAACUUCAAGCUGAGGCACACGCGCAAGGGUCUGCUGAGCAUGGCCAACGCCGGCAAGGACACCAACGGCUCCCAGUUCUUCAUCACCACCGUUCCUACACCUUGGCUCGAUGGCCGCCACGUUGUCUUCGGUGAAGUGCUCGAGGGCUACGAAAUUGUCGCUCAGAUCGAGAACGUGCCUAAGGGCCGUUCUGACAGACCCGUGGAGACUGUCAAGAUCGUCAAGAGCGGAGAGCUGGAGUCUGAGGACAAGGCUGAAGAAAAAGGUAGCAGCCACGAGGAGCUGUAG